Molecule: messenger RNA, 2729 nt
Organism: Etheostoma spectabile (orangethroat darter)
Lineage: Eukaryota; Metazoa; Chordata; Actinopteri; Perciformes; Percidae
Gene: palm3
Product: paralemmin 3
Exons: 9
Coding region: 444-1769 (441 amino acids)
Biological process (GO): regulation of cell shape
Cellular component (GO): membrane
Source: RefSeq, a predicted model, not a curated record
ACCGGACAGACACACUCUCUAUCCUCCACACAGACGGGUUUACACACGAAGGGGAGCGGUGUGAGAGCCGCUUGCCGGGACGGUUUCACUUAUUUAUUUAUUUUUUUAUCAAUGCCGCGACCUAGCUUUUCUUUAAAAUAAACUUUACUGUAAAAGUUUGAUCAACUUAACAACGCGUCGUCCGGUGUUCAUGUCCACGAGCUAACAGUUAGGAGUCAGCUCAGCGCAGAGGCUACUCAGGUGUUCAACUACACGGAGAAGUUUAUGUAGCCUAUGUUAGCUUUGUUGCUAACUAAUUACUAAUUAAGCUAACGUUAGAAGGAAGACUCCUCUCCGUCUUUUUUGUCGUGUCCAAUAUCUCCAGUUUCCAACUUGGUUUCGUUUUCCUCCUUCUGCUCAUUGGACCUAAAAUACCAAGUGGCCAAGUUUGAACAGGUGCCAGGAUGGAUGAGACGGAGAAGUACAAUCAGCGACUGAAGGCCAUUGCUGAGAAGCGUCGGCUGCAGGAGGAGCAGGACAGAGCCAGGAGAGACAUGGAGGAUGAGAAGCUCAGACUACAGCAACUCAAGAGGAAGUCUCUGAGGGACCAGUGGCUAAUGGAGGGAGCUCCCUUGUCCCCGACCUCCCAGAGCCCCCGCUCCCCCCUUUGGGGCGCCCAGGAAAAUGAAAAGUUGCAGUCAGAGAGUCCGCAGUCGGAAGAGGAGGAAGAGAAGCUGAAUGAACAGAUGAAGCAUGGCAAAACAGAGGCAGUGAAAGUGGCUGAAGCUGGAGCAGAAAUGGUUGUGCAGAAUGGAGAAAACAAUGCAAUAGGAUUGGAUAAAGUAAAGACAACCCAAAGCGCACGACUGGAUGAAACCGCAGCUGUCCUUACCAAUGGUGGAGGAGACUUAAAAGCAGACCCCAAUCACAACACUACCACCACCAACGGACCAGUUUCAGCCUCUGAGGGUGUUAUUAGCCUGACAUUGGAGCCUGAGUUAACCCUGGGUGUUUUUGAGGAAGAGCCUGGUCGGCUUCUAAAUGUCAACAUUAAUGGGGAGGAGGACGAAGGGACUGUGGUGAUGAGAGCAGAAUGUGUGAUCAUCACAGAUGAAGGGGAUGAUGUACUUAAGGAUCUUGCACCACAGGAAGAUCAGAAGGAGACCAUGCAGUCAGAGGAAACCCCUCGGCCAAAUCCAGAAGGAAGCCAAGAUGGAGGGGAGGCUGUGGAGGAGGUAAAAAGAACAGAAGCCACUCCAGAAGCUUUCACACAACCAGAGAAGAGUGAGGUAACUGAACGCAUUGCGGAGGCACCGCCAGCAACUGGAGAUGGAGAUGUGCAGGGUGGCAUGAAGACCAACGAAAAUGGAGAUCGAGAAACGAAAAGUGAAGGACAGCACAGACAAUGGGAAGACCAAACCUCUGUGCAGGUGCAGUCCCCAGCCACUGCUCUAGAGGGCACUGCAGUGGUUUUGUUUCCAGUCUACUCUAAGGUGCAACCCUCCGCCACCCUCGAGCUAGAGGCUGAGGCAGCAUUAAAAACCCAAGACCCUGCCCCUCUGCCUGGCCAAUUCCAGGAGGUGCCCCUGGCCGAUCCCCAGGAGAUCCAGAGGACAGAAGCAAGGCUGGAGGAGAAGGAGCCCCUUCUGUUGCAGGCCAAAGCCCCCGACACCCAAGCAAAGCCAGCAGCAGCUGCCUGCACAGAGACACACAGCCCGACCAGGGCUAGCCAGGGAGAGGAGACCCAGGCACCCAAACACAAAACCUGCCAGUGCUGCUCUGUUAUGUAAAUGCCCUCUCUGUACAUUCAUAUCCAGUCUCCCUUUAUACUCUGUCCCUCUGCUCUUUAUUUCAUAACACACUCCUUCUCUCAUCUCCUUGUUUUAUGCACCCAUCCUUUUUCUGUCUACAAGCGACUUCAUUUUCCUCCCCUACUCUCUGUCCUCAUUUGUUGUAUUCAUCUCGUAUCCCACUCUUAAAUUUGGAUAAUCCAAAGGAAGUGAGCUCUCGACUCCAACGUGAAGACGGGGCGGGGGGCAUGGACUGGACUUGUCAGUGUUUAAGUGCCUCGAGGAGCUCUUUACCCAGAACUACACUUUUACAUUUUCUUUUUUUUCACACAAUGUGGACCAAAAUGAGUGUGUGGUUUUUUUGGGAGGUUGUUUGAUUUAAUUUUUCUGAUUAGCAGAUGAGCCAGCCAAUCUACAUAUGAUCAUAAAACCCACAUAUUAAAGAUGUAUUUUAAACUGUUGUAUCUACAUGUAUAAUUCAUUGGGGAUUUUUCAUAAUCUAAAUAUGACAUUCAAUGUCCAAAGAUUUGGAAAGGUUCAGAGGUUUUUCUUCUAAUUGAAUGACUCUAUAACGCUGAAUUAAUUUUUGAUUCUGGACUUUUGUGAGAGAUGCUUUUAAUCCAAGUAUAGGGCCUCAAUAUUUUAUUCACUCUGUUUUAGGUUUUGACAAUACACAGACUGAUAGUAUGAAAUGGCCUUUUUAUAAACCAGUGUGCACCACUGAAUAUUUGGUGGGAUGUUGUCAGAUUUAAAAGAUAAAUUAUUUUAAAAUGCCUGACAGUAUGCAUUUGAUAUUUUUAUCAGAUGUGCUUUUGAAAGAGAUGUUCGAGGGCCCCUGACAUAGCUCUGUGCAUGGCUGUAUUAACUGUAUACAAAAACGUGGAGUUGAGUGUCUGAGAUGUCAGCUUUGAAAUGAUUGAUUAAUGGUUUAAUGAUUAAACUGACAUUUGUGAUACAUUG